This is a messenger RNA of Aspergillus ochraceoroseus IBT 24754, 1128 nucleotides long. RefSeq lists its product as uncharacterized. NCBI's taxonomy places the organism in Eukaryota, Fungi, Ascomycota, Eurotiomycetes, Eurotiales, Aspergillaceae. The coding region runs from base 278 to 865 and encodes 195 amino acids. The record is from RefSeq and is a predicted model, not a curated record. The transcript has a single exon.
AAUGGGUUACAGUUACAGUUACAGUCUCUGUCACAUAAUUCUGCCAUCCAGUGGAGCGACAUGAGAAAUGAACUCUGUUCGGACCGUCGAAUCCAUCCAUCCUUGGGUCGUUGUAGAACUGGGCCAACCAACGGGGUCUUGUCCGGCGAUUGUCAGGCACGACCGUUGUCCCUGGAAUCCGCGAGAGCAGAAGCCGCUCGGUUCAAUUAAUCAAUCUCUCCAUCCUGGGUUGCGGUAAUACCUGGUAAAUUAGCAGGCGGAAUAAUAUGAAGACGGGAUGCAAUAUAUUCGGUGUGAAAUAUUAAUUACUGUCGUUGGAACUGAUUAUUAUGGAGCCGAUCUGGGUAAAGGUAGAAUUUUCCCUCCUCGUCGUUUCAUCUAUUUUUCUCCUCUCUCUCUCUCUCCCUUCCCUUCGUUCUCUUUCUGUUGUUAUCAUUGCACCCUCCUUUCCACCUUCGUCGCUCACUCUCUUUCUCUCUAUACCCAAGGGCUUAUCCUAUCCGCCUUGCAGCCUCCUGGUGACCUGCAAUCUAUUUCCCCUGGCGGCGGCCCCUCGAUUUUUGACAGUCGCUUCUUUUCUUUCGCUCUUUUGGGGGGUUCCAAAAAGUCCUGGCGUCAAAUCCUACUUAAUUUCAUCUCCCUGCGACUAUUUUUAUUUAUCCAGGAUCGAUACUUGAGGGAUGAAUUUGGCGCUCUUUCUAUUCCUCUCCUCGUUGCGCUGAAUGCCGUUCACAUUCCGAUCGCGAAAAGUUACCUAGUCGUCUCAUCCACUUUCGUUCAUUUUUAUAUAUACCUCAUCGACCUUCCAAUCUAUCAGAGACGGUUUUUAUCAUCUAUUUCUUGUUCUGGCAUCUCCGUGCUUUGAUUUCCGUUCGCAUUACAUGCCCGUUUAAGCGGGUCGAGCAUGAGCCGCCGAUUUUGGGAAAUCCGGAAUUUCUACCUAGGUAGUCAAGAAAUAGCCAGUUUGGGUGUGGGGUUGGUUGCAGUUUUCGAGUCCCCGACAAUUAUAUAUACCCUCGCAAGAUUCACGAGAAUGAGCCCGGUGGAUUUUACCUCUCUGUCGCUAUGGGCACGAGACACGGCCAGUGAUAUUUCAUCAGUCCCCGAUACCUUUUCCAGUUGGGACAA